AUGCUGUUCACCAAUCUCCCAAACAUUUCGCUGUUAUCAGCCAGUUGUUUACUCACGACAGCCUUGGCUACAAACAUCACCGUCUAUCAGGCCGGUGUGCCCUUUGUGCCCACACCACUACCCGAGCCUGGGGCAGCGGCGGACUUUGAAGCCAUCAUCGAGCAUUUCAACCGCCUCGGCCGCACGACGGUGUGGAACCUCGUCAAGAAGAUCCCGUUUGAAGGCGACACCGGCGAGCCCGAAGGCAUGAUCAACAUCGGCGAGGAAAGAUAUAUCCUGGGCCGCGGCGACUGGACCGAAAAGACUGUCUCGUACGGGAAGAAUGUCAUCAUCAACGGCACGGAUCGCUCGCCUGGCGCCGGCUAUGCUCACCUGCUCAUCUACGACGGGGAAGGGAAACGUGUGGCCGACGCAACCCUGACGCCACCAGGUGAUAUCGAGUACCACAUUGGCGGCAUCGAAUAUGACGGCGAAGUCAUCUGGGCGACGCUUGCGCAGUAUCGGCCCAACACGACUGCGACAAUUGUCUCGGUCGAUCCCUUGACCCUCAAUCAUGAGAAAGUCAUCCACUACGCCGACCACCUCGGCGGCAUCGUGCACGACAAGAAGCGCCAGCAACUCAACACUCUCAACUGGGGUGCUCGCAACGCAUCGAUCUGGGACUUGAGCCAUGCCCCGAACCCGUACCCAGAAUUCUCCAAGCCGGUCGCCGUCGUCCGCAACCCGAGCUUCUACGUCGACUAUCAGGACUGCAAGUUCCUAGGGCACUCGAAAGUGUACGCGCACCGUCCCGUGAUGAUGUGCUGCGGCGUUGCGACGUUCUCCAACAAUGUCACCGUGGGCGGGUUGGCACUUGUCGAUGUUGACACGAUGAUCCCAUUGUCCGAGGUUCCAUUGACCAUGGAAAGUGAUCUGGGGACGCCCAUUACUCAGAAUCCGUUCGAUGUCGCGCUCGUCGACGAGACGAUGCGUCUGUAUUUCUUGCCCGAUCAGCAUAAUUCGACACUCUACGUUUAUGAGCCGGAGGUGAAAAGUCCUUACCAAUAUUAA
Molecule: messenger RNA, 1050 nt
Organism: Rhinocladiella mackenziei CBS 650.93
Lineage: Eukaryota; Fungi; Ascomycota; Eurotiomycetes; Chaetothyriales; Herpotrichiellaceae
Exons: 1
Coding region: 1-1050 (349 amino acids)
Source: RefSeq, a predicted model, not a curated record